AGCAGAGUACCCGAUUUGCUCUUGCCGUCCAGGUUGCUAUUUUAAAACAAGCAUAUCUCACCCACCUACAUUGGCUUCAUAAUCCAAACCAUGCGCCGCAUCGCGCCCUACUACCCCGCUGAGGUCCUGGACCCUCUUCAUUUGUCUCACCCUACUGCCACCACCACCAACACCACCACAAGCGGCAGCAACGGCAGCAACGGCGGCAGCAAUACGACUUGGGCCACUCCUGACUGCCUCCCCAUCUUCGGUGUCGGCGUACCGCGUGUGCGAUCCGGCGACACCAUUGGGGAUCCGAACCAUGUCGUUGAAGAAGGCCGCACGUUCCACGGCUACAAGGACGGCAAGUACCUGCUCCCCAACGAUGGUCGCGAACAGGAUCGGCUCGAUCUGCAACACGCCCUCUGGGGUCUGGUCAUGGGCGGCGCCUUGUUCUGGGCGCCCUUAACCCGCGAGCCUACCAGUGUGCUCGACAUCGGCACCGGCACCGGUAUCUGGGCCCUCGAAUUCGCCCAGCUGCACCGCGGUGCCUACGUCAUCGGCACCGACCUGAGCCAAAUCCAGCCCGAUAGACACCUGCCCAAUUGCAGCUUUAUCCGCGAGGACGCCGAGGACAUGUGGGUAUUUGGGCGGUCUUUUGAUUACGUCCAUCUGCGUAUGAUGGCGUCGUGUUUCAGCGAGGCUUCCCAUCGCGAAAUUAUGCGCAAGUGCUUCGACAACCUCGAGCCUGGCGGCUGGGUCGAGUACCAGGACAUCCACGCCCACGUUGAGUCCAUCGAUGACAGUCUGCAGGGCACCGCCCUGCAGCGGUGGGUUGGUCUUGUGAAUGCCGGCGCUGCCGUCCAGGGCAAGGAUCUUUGGGUUGCCUCCAAGUACCGGGCCAUGCUGAUCGAGACAGGCUUUGUUGACGUGGAGGAGAGGGUCGUCUUGUGCCCGGGCAACAACUGGCCCGUGGAUGCGAGGCAGCGCCAGAUGGGAAAGUUCAUGGCUCAGGACAACAUGGAAAUUUUGCAGGGUAUUUCGCUGCGUACGCUGCGGAGGGGCUUAGGCAUGUCCCAGAUCGAGGUCGAAGUGCUUCUGGCCCAGGUCAGGGUCGACAUUAUGAACAAGAAUAUCCACUUUUAUUGGCCGUGCUAUGUGGUAUAUGGACGGAAACCGUACCCCUGGGAGAUGCAGCCGCAGGCUUUGUCACGGCAGAUGAGCGUGCAGCAGUUGUUGAACUAGAUCUAACCGACACCAGUACGGGCUAUUAGUCCCCCACGACAUGAUGACACGAUACGGGAAGGUAAUGCGCGAGACGUCUUUACUUUUCUCAACAAAUGCCUUGACCGACCCCUUCGGUCCAUUGGCGCUGCCAAUGCCAAUCCCACUCCAGUUGAAUCAAUACCACAGCUUGAAUCAACAAACCCAGCUGGAGUUGGGGACAGGUUGGCGUCUCAUAAGAAGACAUAUGUGGGCUACCUAGUAAUGCUAGGUAUAAAAGUGCGACGCCCCCAAAGGCAUGACGGAUUUCUUCGCCUAUGAUACUUCGAUAGUGGGCAGGCAAUGUGAGCACUUUGCUGCACGAUCAGUCUUGCCUUUCCUGUCGUCCUAGUUGAUCCAUGGGGUG
Molecule: messenger RNA, 1609 nt
Organism: Pseudomassariella vexata
Lineage: Eukaryota; Fungi; Ascomycota; Sordariomycetes; Amphisphaeriales; Pseudomassariaceae
Product: S-adenosyl-L-methionine-dependent methyltransferase
Exons: 2
Coding region: 91-1224 (377 amino acids)
Molecular function (GO): methyltransferase activity
Source: RefSeq, a predicted model, not a curated record